This is a messenger RNA of Anopheles nili, 2967 nucleotides long. RefSeq lists its product as uncharacterized. The transcript has 3 exons. Gene Ontology annotation, molecular function: lamin binding; actin filament binding. Bases 1 to 2823 code for a protein of 940 amino acids. Gene Ontology annotation, cellular component: nuclear membrane. Gene Ontology annotation, biological process: nuclear migration along microtubule. Lineage: Eukaryota; Metazoa; Arthropoda; Insecta; Diptera; Culicidae. The record is from RefSeq and is a predicted model, not a curated record.
AUGUAUGCAAACCUGCUUGUGAUUUUUGGAACCGUUGUUAUUCCGUUGGUUGUAAUUUCUUUCGUCUGUGUAGUAACGUUCGUCAAUUUUUACUUAAACAUCAGGAGACGAUUUCCUGCAAAAGUAAAUUGCUGGUUUUGUAAUCAUGAUAGCCAUGUCCCUUACGACCAGUCGAAUUCCUUUAUGUGUCCAUCGUGUAAGCAGUAUAACGGGUUUACUGCGGACGGAGAUUACAAUCGAGAAAUACCAGAACAAUACCAGCAACGAAAGAAUUGUUACUAUCAACACCAGCCUUUGAACAUCACUGACGACGAUAAGUGGGAUAAAUCAACGGUUCGCUCGGUAGCUAGUCAAGGACCGUUUCGUAAUAAUAAUGGUCUCUGUUUUGGAUGCAAUCGCAAUCAAGAAUUGAAAAUACAUCAACUAGCUUCGUUCGUUCCAGAAGAUGAGGAUAACUAUGAAACAGAAGUAGAAGAGUAUCGGAAACAACUGGAACAAGCAUAUAAACUAUGUGGUCGCUGUGAACGUGUCCUGAAACGCACGCUUAACGAUGUGAAGCGUAACAUUCUAGGAUCAAAGCUGUCUCAAAUCGGAAGUAAAAGCCUGAAUGUCCUUGACAUGCACAUGCGUAUUUCGGCGAAGCAGAUUGUACAACAAAAAAGGCAAAAAUGGGCAAAAUUAUGUGUAUGGGCUGUCAGCUCUCUACUGUUGAUAAAACUGUACCAAGACUUUUCCAACUCGAAUUGGACUGUCACAGAUCUCAUGAUGCUAUGCCCAAAGCCACUGCUAACUGGAAUCACAAUGGUGUUUUCGUACGUACUUGCCACACGUGCUCUGCUUUGGAGGCAGUUCGAACUCGUACUAUCGGAACCCACUGUUCAGCAAACGACGGAUCGCAUUCAAUCUUUUGGAGACGAGAUAUUCCAUCAUUACGUUCCACAAUUGGUUCAAACCUCCGCUCACUAUUUUGAUUCAAUGACGAAUCAAACGCAAGAUAAUGCUAACUCGUCACUUCUACUGAACUUUGCCAUCGUUGCAUUAGCGUCGUUGUUAGUUUCAUUAGGGAAUCAACGGACCGUCAUUAAACAAAUUAUUAUCGUUGUGUUCUGCCUCGCGGAUAUCGCCCUGAAAUACAUUCAGUACCAGGAAUCGUCUAUUCCUAUCUGUUUACUUACUGUUACCUCUUUGGGACUAUCGCUUAGUUGCAUCGGACAACGAUUAAUACGCUGCGGUGUGCCAACGAGCAACCUAAACUCCAGCUUUCACAAAAUUUACUCGCAACAGUGCAGGGAAACCGAUUAUACCGAUAACGACACCACCGCCAGCGAACAAUCAUUUGUAUUAGAACAGAAUACGACGAACGAGUUUCCCAUAACUGCCAAUACUGAUAUAACGCCAAAUGCUCACCGGUUUCCAAAGGAGCCACCAACAUCAAUACCCAACAUUUGCAGUGACAAGAGCAGACAAUCAUUAGACACAACAAAAUCAGGCAGUCCAUCCAAUUUUUCUGUUUCUCCGACAAAUCCUUUCUUCAUGCCUUCCUUUACCGAAGGACAAUCCCCAACAAGACUAAACAAAAUGAGCGGAUCUCUGUUCAAUGUCACUACAGGAGAAGUCGGGCGUAGCGCAAUGGACAACGAUUCGAUAUUCAAGCAAAGAAAUAUUGCGCAAAAUAAUUCCGGAUAUUCUCUACUAAAAACACCCUCGUUUUCAGUGGACAACUUUCAGACUAUGGCUUCUAAGCAAUCGCACCGAUACAAUUAUCGACUUUCCGGUCCACCAUCUGUUAUUGCUGGCAGUCACCGGGAUAGGGAUUUCAACAGACACCGUUACUCAAUGAACACAAUAAAUCAAGAAGAAGAUCGAUCUUUCCGUCUGGAAGAUCCUUUAAUAGAGGACGAUAUCGAUCGCUUAUCAAUCAGUGGACGUGCGUCGUUAAACACAUCGGGAUUGCUCGGUAGUCCUAUGUGGCUGGGACACAACAAUCCGUUUGCACAAAUGAAAACGAUCGAGCAGAAUAAGGAGCAAGAGGUUGCACAACCCUCCUCGUCCUUGCGACAACGGCGCUUUUUCCGGCCACCCGAACCACUAGCUAAGGAUUUGCUAUGGACGGGACUUUCUCACACGGGAGACACGGGUAAUCAGCAAACGCAAAUGUCCCGCACCUCUUCGCAAAGUUCCGGCUUCGAAUCGCAAGCGGGAACGACACGCCGAAACACCCCUACGGAAUCGGACGUUCCAUCGGGGUGUGUCAAUGGCGAGACUCCAGUGGGUGCGGGAAAUUUCAUCAUCUCGCCAAGAAAUGAGCAGCCAUCACCGGUGCCGUCGUCGGCGUCCAUGUUCGAACGGAAUACUAUCGGCACGUCGUUUGGCAAUCACCGUCAGGACACCUCGCAGCAACGGUCACUGUUCAAUGAGCAAAAUUUGUUUAAUAAUGCUCUCCAAAUGCAAUCAUCUGCCGUCGGAGGACUAUUUUUCCCGAAGAUUUCCCGUACCUCUACCGUCAGCAACACAUCUGGGUCGACAGCUUCGUCCGUAGCUUCGUAUAACACGCGACACAUUUUCGCACCGCAGCAAUCGAAAACACCGUCUUAUCAUCAUCAGUAUAACCACAGUCCAAUCGGAGGACCAAUGAAUGCUGCCCAAAUCCCUAGCGAAACGUUCGGAACUUUAGGGUUUAUAAACAAAACAUCUUCUUUAGCAUCGCUCACUGGAAACAGUUUCUUUACCUCAGCAAAGUCCACUGCCAGGGGCACACCAAGUCUGCUGAAUCUUAGCAAAUUAACGAAUGAGAUAGAUGACGGUCCACUGCCUACUGCCUAACCGUUAUGGCGUUAAACCAAUAGUUAGGCCAAACAUAAUGUUGAGGGGAAACGUCCCCUUCGUGCAUCAAAGUGUGAUUAUAAACAUGUGUUUCAUUUUCGUAUUGCAUAUUUUAAAAGAAUUAAUACUCAUCAUCAUCGGCGA